AUGAGUACAAUUACUUUAGAACUAACCGAUGCAAGUGCAAUCGAACCUUUGCAUGUUCCUCUUCCAACGACGACCAGUACAUCCGAAGACAGUGAAGACGAAAGUCUUGAGAGUCAUCGAAAUUCGUCAUCCAAUAUUAAAUCGUUUGCUCAAUGUUAUAUUCAACAACUAAAACUCGUUUUUCAAUCUAUCAUCCCGGAUCUGAAAUCAUUUCACACAUGGCAAAUACUUAUUCUUAUUCUCUAUGCAACAUUCAAUGUUGUUUUCUCCUUUCUGGACUUCAAUUCAAUCAUUUUUCGUGAUCGAAAACAGUCUCUAUUCAAAUGGAUCAACGAGUACAAUCAAGGCACACCGUUAUGGAGGCGUGUCUUGCUCUCCUUUACGGGCAUAUCUGCUAUAACAAAUGUUCUAAAUGUCGUUCUUGUUAUUCGCGGUAAGAUGUCGUCCUAUUUCUGGGGUAUCUUAGGCGCGAUUUUCUAUGGAACGUUUGCAUUUGCCAAUGGUUAUGCCGGCGACGCUCAAUUGUUCGUAUUCUUUUUUCUACCUAUGCAAUUUGUUGGCAUCCAUAUCUGGUCUAAAGAAUUAGACACAGAAUCGACAGCCCGUGUCAAAUCAUUGAAAUUCUCUGGCUGGUUACUCAUUAUUCUAUUAAGUGGUGCUUUCAUACUUCUGUUCUAUUAUGAAAUUCCGAUGUUUUCGAAAUUGUUAACAUCGAAAUACUUAUUUGAACAAACGCCCGUGCCGCACGUACUCGAUGCUCUUACAAAUGGAUUGAGCGUCAUGGGACAAUUUCUGUGUAUUGCUCGAUACUGGGAACAGUAUAUCAUCUGGACAUUUGUCAAUUUGUUGUUAAUCGUCAUGUACAGUGGUGAGCAUGAGAAGAGAGAAAUUUUUUGA
Molecule: messenger RNA, 897 nt
Organism: Adineta ricciae
Lineage: Eukaryota; Metazoa; Rotifera; Eurotatoria; Adinetida; Adinetidae
Source: the annotation of a GenBank genome assembly